Mytilus trossulus (common blue mussel) is the source of this 8203-nucleotide messenger RNA. Its product is annotated as rho GTPase-activating protein 44-like. Gene Ontology annotation, molecular function: protein binding; GTPase activator activity. Gene Ontology annotation, biological process: signal transduction; positive regulation of GTPase activity; regulation of actin cytoskeleton organization. Lineage: Eukaryota; Metazoa; Mollusca; Bivalvia; Mytilida; Mytilidae. Gene Ontology annotation, cellular component: cytoplasm; intracellular anatomical structure. The transcript is spliced from 18 exons. The record is from RefSeq and is a predicted model, not a curated record. The coding region runs from base 109 to 2877 and encodes 922 amino acids.
UAUAUUGCAGAAUCAAUUUCCUACACAACAUUGACGGACUGCAAUCAUGAACCCUACAUAAAUUAGUUAUAUUUAAUCCCUAAAUGCUUAGGCAUUAGUACUACCAAAAUGUUUAAGCCAGAGAAUCUUCGCAAGAAUUUUAUGAGAGCGAAACAACUCGCUGAUCAAAAUUUAGGAAGGACAGAAAAAACAGAGGUUCUCUCAGAGGAUUUACAGUCAGUUGAGAAAAGAGUGGAUCAAGUUAAAGAUGUCAGUACAAGAACUACAAAGAAAAUUGAAGCAUGGGUCAAAACUUCCUCUUCCGAAUAUGAGAAAAGAUUGAAAAAGAUGCCAGAAACCAGCUUAGCCAUCAGUAUGAUAGAAAGUGCUGGUGUACUUGGUAAUGAAACAUUAAUGGGGAAUUUAUAUCAGAUGUGUGGAGAAUGUCAAAGUAACCUGGCUAGUCACCUGUUAAACCAUGAUAUAUCAGUAGAGAAAGCAGUAUUACAACCAAUGCAAGAAAUUUUAGAUGUCGAAAUUCCUGCAAUUAACAAAUUCAAAAAGAAUUUAACAAAAACAACAUUGGACAUGGAUUCACUGAAAACCAGAUGGCAUCAAGCAGUGAAACAAACACAAGUUAGUGGAACAAAUAUGCAGCAAGCAGCCAAUAAAGCAGAUACAAUGAAGGAACAUUAUGAAGAUUCAUGUGCAAGAAUGGAACAAGCAAGGGAUCAAUUAACAACAGAAAUGUACAAUUUUAUAGCCAGAGAACCUGAACAUAGUCAAAAAUUAUUAAGUUUAUUAGAAAUACAACAGGCUUACCACAAAAAAGCAUUAGAUGAACUAGAUAAAACAAUACCCAAAAUGAGGGAUACAUUAGAAUGUAACCCUCAUAAACCAGUAUAUGGUCUGCCAUUAGAGGAGCACUUACGUGUGACAGGACGAGAUGUAGCACUUGUGAUAGAGGCCUGCAUCGUUACAAUCAUUGAAGGGGGUGGAAUGGAGGAAGAGGGAUUAUUUAGAAUAGCAGGAAUGGCUUCACGAGUGAAAAAGUUGAAGACCUCCUUUGAUGCUGGUGUGGUAGAUAUGGAUGAAUAUGCUCUUGAUAUACAUAGUGUAGCAGGUGCAUUAAAGCAGUAUCUUAGAGAACUACCAGAACCCUUAUUGACUUACUAUUUAUACCAAGAUUUUAUCAAUGUUUUAUCACUGCCACAAAACCAGAGGCUCCAGGCUCUUUGGAAAGUAGUACAUGACUUACCAGAACCCAACUAUAACAAUUUUAGAUACUUAGUGAAAUUUCUAGCACAAUUAAGUGAAAAGUCUGACAUAAACAAGAUGACACCUAGUAACAUAGCUAUAGUUAUUGGUCCUAAUCUGUUGUGGCUCGAAGGAGAUGCAGGAGCUAGUAUGGCUAGUAGUGGAUCUGUUAGUAAUCUCUUAGAAAUGAUUGUUUCAAAUGCAGACUGGUUUUUCCCUGAAGAUAUAGACUUUCACCAAGUUAACAAAGGCACUGCACCCCCUCGAAUAUCUAGCAGCUCGAGUGACAAUGUGACAACAGUUUCAACAGCAGUUGUUGCACCAAUGCAAGCAUCAAAUACUCUGUCUUCUAUAGCAAGAGCAUGUGAAAUAGUUACCCCUGCUGUAACUUUACCCAUCACAUCACAUUCUGAUGAUAGCAUGUCAAAUGUAGAAGAAACUGAUGUUUUUGCUGAUAAGGUAUCACCAUCGUAUCAGUCGUCAGCGUACAGUGCUGGAAAGUCAUCACAUAGUAGCUCGUCUGACAAGAGCCCAGGUGAUCUUGUUAAAUCCUAUAACUCACCACGUUGCAGUGUCAUUAGCCACCAUAGUAAUUCUAUAUCAUCUAACACUAACGCUAGCACUGAUAAUUCUUAUACUCGCUCAAGCUCUGUUCCACCUGUUGAAAAGAGUGUUCAUUCUGAUGUCUACAGUACUAUGUUUGCUUUACACUCUCUGGGUGACGGAAAUGUUUCAAACUAUAUGACUAAAGUACGUGGAAUAUUGGAUGUCAAACAUCAGCAACAGAAAGGGCCAUCAGCUUCAAGCGGGCAAAUUCAUAAAGUUGGGAGAAGUGACAGGGUAUUAACGGCAAAUAAAAGAUGUUCCUUACAGCCAGAGGUUGAAUUUGGAACCAUGGCAUCUUUUUGUUCUUCGAAUACUUCAAGGCUGUCAGAUAAUUAUGAUUUGCUAGAUCAAGAAGAAGCACUAGGUGGUGCACCGCCUCCACAAGAGGAAGAAACCACUAAACCAAGACCUAAUAGCCAACCAAUACAAAAAUCUGAAUCAGCUUCCAAUCUCCAUGCACCCUUAGCAGAAGUAGAACCAACUUCACCUAGAUCACAUCGUAAACACAAGUUAAAACCAGCACCACCACCUCCACCGGAGAGACCAUAUUCAAUCGCUGUGACAGCUAGUUACUCCAAAGCCAAUAAUCCGGCUCAGUUUCAAACAUGGCCACGUCAGGCUGUAUCAGAAUCAAACGAUGAAAAAUCAAGUGCAACAAAAACUAGAUCUUCACCAGAUAAACCUCCUGUAGCUGAAAAGCCAGGACAUCCUCCAAAUAGAGCUUCCACGAUAUCAUAUGGUGAUAGGCCAGUGGCGCCACCACCUGAUCGACCUAGUAAACCGCCACCAGCCACACCAAGUCAUCAAAGAUCAGCGUCAACAGGAAGUGCCAACAAUGCUGGAUUAUCAGUCACAAUGGAACAAAACGGCCAAGGUAGUUUAACAAAUAUUUCACCAGACUUUGUAGAAGGUGCUGGGCACAAACAUAGCCAAACUAACCGCUUAAGCCAACAUGGUAGUGCAAGACCACGACCAACACCACCACCACCACCACCCCCGUCAACCAAUAAAAAUACAGAGAAUACACAUUUAUAGAACAAACGUACAUUUAGGAACUUAAUAAAUUGGUUGUUUUUAUUAUACAAUAUAAUUUAUCAUAAAUGUACAGAUUUUUAAGAAUUUUUUUGAGUGCAAUCAAAAUUUGUUCAAUAUUAGAUCUACUUUUAUUAUGUAAAUUGCAUUUUUUACUUGAUUGUAUAUUUAGUAAUGUGCAUUUUGGUGUGAUAGGUUUCUUGUGUCAUGUCAUAUAUAAUACAAGCUUAUUGCUUUUUGUGCUUUAAAAGCUUGUAAAUAAAUUCAGGAAAAUUCAUAAAAUUCAUACAUCAACGCCGUAAUAUUUAAAAAAAAAAACAUCAUUAAAAUACAGAUCGUUUUUUUCCCUGAUUGAUUGCUGAUUACUUUACAUCACGUCUUUUCAUUGCUGUGUUUGCUAACUUUACGUCGUAUUGACUUUUUGUCAUGGAACUACUUUUAUCAACACAAUUGUGAUUAGUAUUAUACUUACAUUGUCAAGAUAUGUUAAAUUAGCCACAAGUUAAGCAGUGACCAAUACCUAAGUUUUGAUCUCAGAAUCUCUCAAAAUAAUUAUGUUGGAGUGAAAAGAAAGAUGAUGUUGCACUACCUUGUAAUUAACAUUAUAUUUCCACUGGCAUGCUUCCAAAUUCUGUUCACCUGAACAUUUUUUCCAAUCGAUUUUGGGAGAUUUUCUUUUUUUCCUUCGCAUAUGAAAAAAUAUAUUUUCUUGACUGCUUGCUUUAAACCUGUAUUAUAAAUAGCUUCAUAUUAUUCAAGGCUUAUAUGUAUUUCAUUCACAUUUAGGAAAAACUUCUUUUGUUUUUGAUAUUCGAUACUCUCUUAUGUAAAGAUCUAAAAAAAGAACUUGAACAAUAAUAUUUCAAAAAAAGGAAUAAAAAGUUAUUUCUUAACGAAUUCAAAGAUGUCAUAGUAGAAUAACUGUUUAAAUUUUAAUUAAUAUGCUGCAAUUAACUAAAUAGCUGUACUGUGGCAUGAUACCAGAAAUACAGUGAUGAAUAGCUAUAGGAUAUUGGAGUCUAUAUUUUGUACGACACAAUUUUGGUCCAGAGUAAAAUACUAAAUUGCACAAGUUUGAGAGUGCUGUAAAUGUUGUACAAAAAAAUGGUCACCAGUAUUUGUGCAAUACACCAAUUAAUUUAUGGAAAAACUUGCAAAAAGUGCAUAUGAUGAUAACGUCACCGUUUUGAAAUUAUAUUGCAAUGAUCAAUGCCAUCAAAUAAUGCAGGAUAACUUAGGGUAAAUGUUAACAUUGAAUAUAACAUUGCUACUACCAUAUACAAGGAUAUAUUUAGCAGGUCUUAUUAUGUACUCUCAGUGAUAUAGUAGUAUGCAUGUGUAGAAAUGUAGAUGUGAAGUUUUAUAACAUAAAAACAUUAAUGUAUUUAACCCUUUAAUCAGAAGUACGGACAAUAACAUACAAAGAAUGAUAACUCUUGUUAGGAGAAUGAGAGUCAAAAUUUGCCAUUUAUUGUAUAAAAAUUUUACAAUUAUACCAGCAAGUGCUACAAACAGCUACAGUUGUAUCUGAUAUAGAAAUCCAAACUCAUGUACUUUUACUUUAUUUCUAAUGAUUUGUUUGAAGUUAAAUUAUUGCUAAUUUAAUUGUAGAUAAAUAAUAUAUAGUGAACUUAAAGGAUGAUUAUUAGUUAAUUUAUGAACAAUCUUAGUAGUUAGUUAUGUAUAAUAAACUUGUGCAAUGCUUGAAUGAUGAAAAGUUUGAAUGUUUAUAUCAUGGAUAAUCAAAAUCUGAAUGAAUGGCAAACCUAAACUAACAAAUUUAAAAUCUGCUAGAGGUUUAAAAGUGGGGAUACACAUAUUUAUUAAUUUCAAUACAUUUUUCUCUUAAACUUUUCAAAUUUACUUUGUUAUGAAUAUAGAUAUAGCUAUUUCCAGUAAUUGUCAUUAGUAUUAUAACCUUUAAUGUUGCUCCACCAAGUACAAGUGACCUAAGUAUGGUAAUUCUGUUCUAUAACUGCAUGUUCAAUGGGUUUGAAAAAGAAAAUAUUGAAUGACGUUAGAAUAAGAUAUAGAAAUUUAGGCUGAAUUGAAAAAAAUAUGUACUUUUGAAAAGCUAAGAAAAUAGCAUAAAAGGUAUUGAAAAGUUAGUUUUUUUUUAGAUUAAGAUAUUUAUAAUCUGUUGACUUUACCUUUGAUUUUCACUUGACUCUGUUCUAAAAUCUAAAUUAUCAUUCUCAUUCUGGCAUAGGAGCAAUUUCAGGUAAAACUAACAUUGAUGUUUUAAUGAUCUAGUAGAACAACCUCAAAAAUCAGUUGGCAAAUGAAUUGUUUAUGCCUUAAGUUUAAAGAUAUGAUAAAAUGAAAAAAAGAGUCUGCUUUUAUAAAUCGAAAAUAAAAUCGAAAAACCUAUCAAUAAGUCAGGUAAAACGAUAGCAGAAAAAUAUGUCCAACCUUAAAACUUUGAUUUUAUUUGAUAAUUAAUGAUUCCUUGAUGAUCAUUUGUAUUAAUAAAUUAUUGUAGUCAUUAAAUUAUGCUGCUUGCAAUGCUAGUUUUGAUCAAUCAUUUCUUUUAAAUUGUAGAUUCUGGAUCGUAGCCCAUUUUUGCUUAUCAAUGUGUUUGUAUUCCCACUGUAAAUAAAAAAAAUUCUCAAGUUAAGUGUCACUAGUGCUUUUAUAAGUCAUUAAAUUAUGUUAUUGUUGUAUAUAUUAUAGCAUUCCUUAAAGUCUUUCAUUUAUCAAUUUCUUACAAUUGUCAUAUUUACUUUUGUCAUUUUGCUUUAAUUAUGGCUUAGUGCUCGUAUAUUUUAUAAUAUCCUUUUUAUGUACCACAUUGGUGAUCCUUUACUUUCAUUUUGUCUUUGAAACAUGUUGAUGGCAGUGAACAUUUGCAUGUUCAGGAACGUAAAACCAGUGACACAAGUAAUUAGUACAAAAUAUAUGUGUACAGUUUUUUUGGACUGGUCACAAAUGAUCAUUAAUUUAUUACUGAUGUUAAAAAGAUUAAUUUUUGGAAACUAAACUUUUGAUUAGAUUUAUAAACUUUUUAUAACAAUAUUUCCUUACUCUCCCAGCUUACUGAAGACACUAGGAUGAAUCUCCCUGCUUGCAGACUUAAGUGCUUCUUGGUCCAGGUGUCCAUUUUAAAUAGAGUUUUCUGAACAGUUUUUGUUUCUUUGAGCAUUGCAGGGGUGGAUCCAGCCAUUUUAAAAAGGGGCGUUUCCAACCCAGGACAAAGGGAGGGGGGUCCCCAUUCAAAUGCAUUGAUCAGCCAAAAAAAGGGGGUUCCAAGUUCCAACCUCCAGAACCCCCCCCCCCCCCUCUCCCACCCCUUGGGUUGGCAAAUGCCUUGCUUUAUUCAUCACAACAUACUAUUUCAAUCUCUAAAAGAUUUGUAAUCACAUGUUUCUAUUUGGUUAGUCAUGAUUUAUGUCGAAUAAAUUUGAUUUUCUUACACCUGUCCGUCUUAUACAAAUGCCAAUUACUAAGAAACAAACAUCAAGUUUAAAUUUGGAUGGCUUCAAUUGCAUCACUCUCAAGCUAUGUUCCUUUAUAAAUUAAAGAAAUGCUGAAUGUGCCCUUACUACACUCUUAACAUUUCCCUUUUCUCCACCAAAUGUUAUGAAACAUAUAUAAAAUGCUUAUUACAUUGUACCACCAAACACAGAUCAAGUUUGGGUGGUGUCUUGUUCACUAUGCUGAAUCGGCAGUAUAUUUACAUAUAGGGAUUCUGUCAUUUUAAAGUUAGAAGAUCUCAUUUGAGUCAAGACAGAGCCACUCAAAUUGUUACUUUUAUCUUAUUUUGGUGAUAACAUGGUAACAUUUUUAUAUCUAAAUGAACUACCAUCUUGAGUGACAAAUGAAUUAAGAAAUAUACUCAUCAUAUAUACCAGGAUUAAAAUUUUGUACACUGGAGGUGUGUUUCAUCUGAAAUAUCCUAGGUUGUGAACUACAGAUAAUGUUGUAGACUUAAAAUCUCAGAUAAUCGCACAGAUUUCUUUUAAUUGUGAUCUAAUAAUUCAUGAACAGGGACAGUAUAUUGAGCUUGAUAUUUUUAAAUGACAAUUUAAAAGUGUUGUAUUUAAAGGUUUAUGUAUUAAAACUAUUUGUAUAAAAUGUUAAAAACAAGAAUAUUCAAAUUUAUUGUAUUACUUUGCCCAAAGGGAAAUAAAUCUCACAGAUUUUAAACUGCAAAAAGAGAACCAUAACCUUUGAAACAGUUCUAGUGUAUAUUCAGUACUGCCAUGUUUUAAAGAGACCUGAAAUUUAGUUUUUCUUUUUAUUGAUGAGCAAGUUUGUUUGUUUUUUGAUGUAACUGUUAAAAAUUCUUUCAGAAAUGCCACCAUUUGAGUUUUUGAAUUGCAGCGAUUAAUGCUGACAUCAGCAUUUAAACUAUAAAAACUCCAGACUGAUUUUAAAGUUGUUAUAAUUAUUGAUACAUUCAAUAAACAUAUAGCUUUUAGAACAGGGUAAAUAAUAAAUAUCCAUGCUCUAUUGAAUUCUACAAUUUGUAAUUCACAACUACAUUGUAUAUUUUAUCAGACAAUGUGUUUCUAUUGUUGAAUUAUUCUACAAUUUGUAAUAAUUGCAAUGUAUAUUUUAUUUAACAAUGUGGUACUUCUACAUUGUAUCUUUUAUUUGACAAUGUGGUACAUAUAUUAUAUAAAUUUUUAUGAUGGAAAAUAAACAUGCUUGGGUCAGCUGUGAUAUAAGUUUAUGCUGACCAUUAAACAAGCACCAGUAGGCUGUUGAUUAUCUUUUAAUUUAUGUCAUAUGAUAUAUUAUGUGAAGCAGAUUAUGUUAUAAUAUAAUAUACUGUAGGAAUAAAGAAUGUUUUUAUACUUCAGUAUUUUUUCAGAAUAUUCAAUAAACUGAAAAGUCCACAUGAAUUACCAGCUUAUUUUCACUGUAACUAUAGUAUUUUCUUACUUUGGAAAAUUAAAAGUAAUAAAUAUUUUUAGAUUUCAUCAGCUAGUAAAACUGUAUAGACACAUUUAUAGUGUAUCUGUAGCAACAACAUAGGUAACUUAUGUUUUCCUACGAGGAAAAUGCAAGUGUGAACUUUGCCAUUUCUACUUACAUUAUUUUGAAGCAUCACAUUUCUUCAUUGGAAGACACACAUUUUAUAUAGGAAUAUGAAUGUAUAAUUUAUAACGAAAAAAAAUAAUAACUUUUUAAUAACAUUGUAAAAUAGAUUCUAUAUAUCAGGCUUUUUGAAAGGGAAGUAAUCCUUACACAUACAGUGGAAGGGAUCUGUUUUGUGUAUUUAAUGUUCAAGCAUUUACUGUCUUUUAAAGUACUGUAUACAAAUCUUUGACCAUAGGUUUAGUGCAAGUUUUAUAAGAAUCAUUAAAUCAUAUGACUUUUUCAA